AUGCGGUCGCCGAUCAACAUCAGGACCCUCCGGGACAUGGCCCGCAGGGAGCAGUUCGCAAGCACCGAGCUGCUCCGGAGGGCGUACCUCUACCUGGCCAGGAACGAAGGCCUGCCGAUGAAACUCCGGGCCCAGGCUCAGCUCUCGCUCAACAACCUCCCCUCGGACUCCCACCCAACCAAGAUCCACGAACGAUGCAUCCUCACCGGCAAGGGCAGGGGAGUCAUCGCCAAGCUGGGCCUCUGUCGACACCAGCUCAAGCUCAAGGCGACCAGGGACAAGUGGAUGGGCUUCGAAAAGGCAGUCUGGUGA
Molecule: messenger RNA, 312 nt
Organism: Puccinia triticina
Lineage: Eukaryota; Fungi; Basidiomycota; Pucciniomycetes; Pucciniales; Pucciniaceae
Exons: 3
Coding region: 1-312 (103 amino acids)
Biological process (GO): translation
Cellular component (GO): mitochondrial small ribosomal subunit; ribosome
Molecular function (GO): structural constituent of ribosome
Source: RefSeq, a predicted model, not a curated record